GGUUCCGUCAUCACCUUCUACCGCUGAUCAGUGGAGCCAGUCUAUCCUAUAAGCGCGCUCACAGCCAACCUGCAAACAUUCACUGACACCUUCACAUUUCAGAGCAGGAGGCAAUGGCCACGAGGACCGACGCAUCGAUAUAGCCUGUUUAUCCUGGGAAGUUCUUUCUUCUUAGGCUACAUUUCAUUCAAAAAGGGAAAACGGUGCGUUGGAAGCAAUAUACGGCCUUCUGGAACGAAUCCUCUCUAUCAACUGUAUUGGCUAUAGAUUGCCUUGACAAGCAGUCUCGGUGAUUGACAGCAGGACCAAUACACGAGGGUUGUCGAUGCGCUUAUUAGAAAAACUUUUAACCGAAGGUUCUUAGUUAGUUUUAUCCGUCAUAGUGUUUCGCCAUUUAGGCUAUUGCAUUAAUUAUUCUUGAAAAAAUACACAUCUUCUCCUUGCUGCGGGUUUCCUUUUUAUUGCCACUGCGGAUUAAAAUAUUCAAUUGGACGUAAAAGUCUCAACUUCAUACACCACCUUCUCUGCGGACUGAGUCAGUAGCUGUUUCUUACCUCUCUGUAUCUCCAAGACAAGCGCAUGUCGAUGGCGCAAAGGUACGAUGAGCUGGCCCACUAUGGUGGUGGGAUGGACGGAGUUGGACUCCCGGCGUCUAUGUAUGGAGACCCGCAUGCUCCCCGGCCGCUUCCGCAAGUCCACCACCUGAACCACGGUCCGCCUCCACAUCCAACGCAGCACUACGGAGCCCACGCACCCCACAACAUCAUGCCCAGCAGCAUGGGCAGCGCUGUCAACGACGGACUAAAAAGAGACAAAGAUCAAAUCUAUGGUCACCCGUUAUUCCCUCUGCUAGCACUGGUGUUUGAGAAGUGUGAGUUGGCGACCUGCACACCGAGGGAGCCUGGAGUAGCGGGCGGCGAUGUCUGCUCCUCAGACUCCUUCAACGAAGACAUCGCUGUCUUUGCAAAACAGAUACGUGCAGAGAAACCGUUAUUUUCAUCGAAUCCAGAGUUGGACAACUUGAUGAUCCAAGCUAUACAAGUAUUACGAUUUCAUCUUUUGGAAUUAGAGAAGGUGCACGAGCUCUGCGACAACUUCUGCCAUCGGUACAUCAGUUGUUUGAAAGGCAAAAUGCCCAUCGACUUGGUCAUAGACGACCGAGAUGGCUGCAAAUCAGACUUCGAUGACCUGACAGGAUCUGCCACAAAUCUAGCAGAUCACAACCCGGCGUCCUGGAGAGACCUGGAAGACGCCCACUCCACGCCUUCUGUGGGCACCCCGGGGCCCUCCAGCGGGGGCCACGUCUCCCAGAGUGGGGACAACAGCAGUGAACUCGGAGACGGCCUCGACAACAGCCUCGCAUCGCCGGGCACAGGGGACGAGGACGACCAGGACAAGAAGAGGCAGAAGAAGAGAGGCAUCUUCCCCAAAGUGGCCACCAAUAUCAUGCGAGCGUGGCUCUUCCAGCACCUUACGCACCCCUAUCCUUCAGAGGAACAGAAGAAGCAGCUAGCACAGGACACAGGCCUCACCAUCCUGCAAGUGAACAACUGGUUCAUCAACGCCAGGAGGAGAAUAGUACAGCCUAUGAUUGACCAGUCUAACAGAACAGUGGGCCAGGGGACAGCAUACAGCCCUGACGGUCAACCAAUGGCAGGCUUUGUACUCGACGGACAGCAGCACAUGGGAAUUCGACCUGGCGGACCAAUGGGUGGCAUGGGAAUGAAUAUGGGUAUGGAUGGACAGUGGCACUACAUGUAAACCCUCUCCAACCAAGGCAAGCCUGAAGAAGAUAGUGAAGCCUCCAUGGUUUGCUCAGGGAAAAUUCCAUCCUGCCGCGUGGUCCAAUGAAAGCGUGACUCCGCCCAAGUCGCACCUGUACCCAUCAUCUGACCACGCCCACCUCACAACCGCACUGGAGCAUAGAGGACCACACCUACCCUGGGACAACCCACACCUGUACAGACCCUGCCCACAUUGACCUUUACUAACUAACCCCAUGGCUGGAGGAAGACCAGGAUCUAGGAAUAAACAACAACAACAUUUACAGACAACAACAACAAAAAAUACUUCUGAAUGAACAACAGAAGCUAAAAUGACCUCAACAACAUUUUGACAAAUUAGUUUUCUUUUUUUAAAUUAUUUAUUUAUUUUUCUACAAUGGUGGACCAUUGGGACAAGAACUUUCAAGUAUUUGCUCAAGAUAUAUUGUCACAAUUGUACAUACACACACACACACACACACACAUAUAUUCUCACACACACACACUUCAUCCUAUGAGCACACCAUUUGAAAACAACCACUGUGGAAUAUCUAAAAAGAGGAUGGAGACUAAGACUUUUAAUAACUGUUGUGAUGUAUAGACUUGUGCUUUUUCAUUUGACUGUUCUGUCCAUGUUUGUGCUUUGUGAUCACUAGUUUAUAGAGUGAGAGUUUAUCACUGAUCCCACCUUUAUGUGCUGUGGAAGAGAGAGAGAGAUUGACUCAGUCUGCAGCUCCAUCCAGCUCCCAGCAAAAUACCAAGCCCGCUUUUUAUACGAGUAAAAGACUGAAAGAGCUGAUGAACUGACUCCAUACUGGUAAGGUGGAUCCUUGACUGACUUCCAUUUAGAUCAUAUUCAAAUAGUUUUAUAGCACACAGGAAGAAGGGAAGGAUUUCUACACUAAAAACCAAAAUAAAAACUCAUUUUAAAACUUGA
Salvelinus fontinalis (brook trout) is the source of this 2700-nucleotide messenger RNA. Its product is annotated as homeobox protein Meis2-like. The transcript is spliced from 13 exons. Lineage: Eukaryota; Metazoa; Chordata; Actinopteri; Salmoniformes; Salmonidae. The record is from RefSeq and is a predicted model, not a curated record. Gene Ontology annotation, molecular function: DNA-binding transcription activator activity, RNA polymerase II-specific; RNA polymerase II cis-regulatory region sequence-specific DNA binding. Gene Ontology annotation, biological process: embryonic pattern specification; animal organ morphogenesis; positive regulation of cell population proliferation. Bases 580 to 1761 code for a protein of 393 amino acids.